AUGCCGGGCCCGAUGACGAAACCGCCGCGGGAGGCAUCGCCGCGACACGAGCCGUCACCCGCGCGUCGGACGCCCCCCAACCCGUGGCUCAGAGCGCUCCGCAGCGUCGUCACCGUCGCCGCCCUCGCGGCGUGGGCGUGGCUGCUCUUCCUCCGCCACCGGCACCGCGCCCUGCGCCAAGACGCGUCCGCGGCCAUCCCGAACCAGGUGCACCUGGUCAAGAUGGUCCAGGACCCAGCUUCCCGCGCCGACUUCGCCUUCUGCUUCACCGACUUCCUGGCCGCCUACGCGGCGUGGCACCACUGGCGCCCGCGCGCCAUGUACCUGCACACCAACGCGGGCGAGGCCGCCGUGCGCGACGCCCGCGCCGGCCUCUCCGGCCGAUGGACCGAGCGGCUGCUACGCAUCCCCGGGCUGGCGGUCGUCGCUGCCGACGCCGACGCCGCCGCCGACCGCGUGGCCGUCGAGGCGGUCCGCGCCGCGGGCGGCAUCGCCCUGGCCUUUGACGUGUUCGCCCUGCAGGACGUCGGGGGCUACCGACGCGGCCGGCACGAGUUUGUCUCGUACCGCCUGGGGGAGGGCGGGGCCGCCGGGCACGACUUCUUCAUGGCGGCGCGGGGGUCCGGCGUCGUGGAGGCGUGGGCCGAGCGGCUGCGCAGGCGUCCCGGCGGCGAGGGCGCGUCGUCGCCGAGCGAGCUGAUCCUGCGGGAGGGGUCGGCGAGGACGGCGGGCGCCGCGGCGCAGGGCGUGCGGCUCAUGGACGCCGACGAGUUCGUGUCGGACAAGCGCGACGGCAGCGUCACGGGGCGGCUGCUGGAGACGGCGCGCGGGGGGCCGCACGAGGAGAAGUGGACGGGCGAGCGGUGGGAGUUCCUGACGCCGCGGCAUCUGCUGGGGCGGCGGAGCGUCUUUGCGCGCGCCAUGUAUCCGGUCGUGCGGGAGCUGGUGGACGCGGGCGUGGUGGAUGCAGAUGAAGAUGAGAUUCGAUGA
Molecule: messenger RNA, 990 nt
Organism: Ustilaginoidea virens
Lineage: Eukaryota; Fungi; Ascomycota; Sordariomycetes; Hypocreales; Clavicipitaceae
Exons: 2
Coding region: 1-990 (329 amino acids)
Source: RefSeq, a predicted model, not a curated record